AGACACCAGCUCCGUAGUUUAGUCUAUUAGUAUGUUGCCGUCGACGAUGAGCUGCAAGAGAAGGAGCGUCAUGACCCGGCACGCUUGGCAGUUAAUUUAAUAUCAGUCGCAUUUCGAUAUCGAUUCUUCCGUUCCUCGGUUGCGUGAGAAGAUAGCACUAGAAGUAGUGUAGCAGCUGCAGCUCGAGGUCGAGGAGCGAGUGCGGGUUUAAGAUAUAUACUUUAUUAAAGGUUGGACACAUGUACAUGUUGAUACCCGUAGCCGUACCCCAUAGCUGCAUGAUAUCGACCCGUCGUGGACAGAAAUUUUACACACUCGCAUUGAGCAGACGACUUGGCAUCGGAUCAAAGAACAACACGAAAGUAUGGAGUUCGAUUUCAACGUCGCGCGAACGUUCGGGCUCCACAGCAACAGCGGCGUUGCCUGUUUGUCCGCCGACCGCAUUGCCGAUGCGAGCUCCAGCAUCGAUCCCCGGCGGAGGACCAGUGUCGCACCCAAUGAUCCCAGUCGACUCAAGAAGCAACUGUGUGAAGUCAUCGAAGAGAUGGGUAGAGCAAGCCAGAUAGCGCAGGGACUCCGCCAACCGGUUACGGUAAGUCGUGCUGCACAGUUGUGUGGCACAACAUAACAUCAAUCGCCAUGCUGCGCUUUCAGUAGAAAUUGAUUGAAACUCAUGACUCAUUCCUUGAGUAUGAACGAGCGGAGGCCACUGCCAAAAUUGAUACUAGCAGACACAUCGUUAAGUGCUCAUUUCAAAAACACACGACGACCAAAAUAAUGCUUACAGAACCUCAUCAAGCUUUCGGGCUGCCCGGACCAGCGCGUGUACAUUGCAAUUUCGGAUCGCAGCAAGGUGAUCGGCUUGCUGAAGGUCGGCGUGAAGAAGCUCUUCGUGCAGACGCCCAGCAUCAACACCAGCAUCUACACCCGCAGCAGCGACACGGGCCAGAUGGCGGAGAUCCAGCCGCUCUGCGUUUUGGACUUCUACGUCCACGAGUCGUGCCAGCGUCAAGGGUGGGGCAAGAAACUGUUCGAGUAUUUCCUCUGGCAGGAAAAGAAGAGCCCCACGAAGCUGGCCUACGACCGCCCGAGCUCGAAGUUGCUCAAGUUUUUAGACCGGCAUUACGGGCUGAAGCAGUACACGCCGCAAACGAACAACUUCGUGGUCUACCACCGGUUCUUCGACAAAAAGGACAGCGGCUACAUGCCCUCUUCCUGCCCGGUGUUGUUCGAGGAGCAACGGGAGCGGGCAGAAUCCAAAGGAAAUAAAGUGAAGUUUGCGGUGGAGGCCUCCACGUCCUCACCAGAGAAAGACUACGAGGCGGAGCGGUCCACGUCUUGUUCCGAGGGAUCGCACCCCGGUGGACCCGCGGUUGCAGCAUCUUCAUCGAGCCGGUCGUCGCGAGGUGCAGCAGUUCCAACGGGCUACCGAAGUCAAGCCGACGCUGAGGGUGGCGCAGGGUCCCCGGAACUGCCGUCGCGGCACGACAUGGCGGAACAACUGAGAGGCGGCGAGGGAAAGCUCGCAUCUGCACUAGAGCAAGCGAGGGCACUAACAAGGCUACAGGAGGAACAACGAAGUACCGCGGCGCUCGAGCAGCAACGGCAAGACUCACGAACCCACUUCCAGAAACACGUACUACUAGUACAGUUGCUUUCUUAAUUUCUAUAAUUUCAUGGCUUGACCAUGGUGCGCUUGGCAUUGGCUUUGCACUUUAUCAUUUUUCUUCUGUUCGACGUUUAGAACAAUAAGUAAUCUGUAAACACUCAGCCUGUUCGACGAGCGAGCAUCUGUAAACACUCACCUGGUGAGUGAUUUCAGAACAUUAUCUGAGUCUGAAUCUGUUUAAGUUUUUUUUUAUUUUUCCAAUGUCGAUGUCGAAAUAAUAGCGCACAUAUAAUUGACCUCCACAGCUAUCUUCCACCUAUGGCUCGCAAUUCGCCGACCCCUCUCCCUACGACGCGGUGUCUGAACACUUCACCCGCCCAGCCUACGUACACUAUCGUGAUCGACAGCGACAGUCCAGCGGUGUCGCAAAUUUGCUGUCUACGCACGGGUCGAAAAAUGGAACGAGUGGCGUUGGAGCAAGCGAGCAGCCUCAUGGCGAAUUACAGAGGCAGAAGAAAACAUCCCUGUACGGAAGCGAUUUCCAGGCUCUCACGGGCUCCGACUCGAAGAGCAUGCUCUCGCAACAGCAGCAGCUCAACAACAUGGUGGCAAACAGCUUGAAAAAUCCGCAAAGAUCAAGAACGAUUCUGUGAACUCCUGACGAACAAUAAUAUUCUCUUUCAAUUUAUUUUUCAAUUCUUUUCCAAGUACGUCGUCUCGUGCGAACGAAGCCGAAGAUUCUGAUGAACGUGUGAUCGCUUCUUGUUGUUGACCGCCACCGGACACAAGAAAAACUUUUCGCUUUCUUUCUCUGUUUUUCUCAGCAUGCAUUCAACUUUGUGGCACUUUCGUCGAGUGUGGCCGCGGCGCCGAACUUUCAGUUUGGCGUAUGUCCUUUUUGAGAAGAAUUUCGUUGCGUCCAAGUGGAGCUGCACCUUUCAAGAUGCAGUAACAAGUACUUUUUAUGAAGCGAAACUAUGACAACAAGCAUUCUUCUAAAUCUGAUCUGAGCCCGACCCUCGCACACCCUCUGGCUGGCAAAGUAAGUACAACGCUUGCGCGACCGCUACUUCAUCUAUUGUGGUCACCAGAACUACACCCAGUGCCAGUGCUGACGACACUACGUGUUACCUGCGGAGGCAGAGCAGCAGAAGACGAAGGGGUUUGUUUCUUACACGCGUAUCUGACGCAGAAUCGGGGUUGUCUUCUUC
Amoebophrya sp. A120 is the source of this 2820-nucleotide messenger RNA. The record is from the annotation of a GenBank genome assembly. NCBI's taxonomy places the organism in Eukaryota, Dinophyceae, Syndiniales, Amoebophryaceae.